UUCAAACAAUUAAAAGACCUUCUGCUAAGUUUAACGAUACAAAGAUGAAAUCGUUCGCUGUGUUCGCUAUCUUUGCCAGUACCAUCGCCAUCGUAAGCUGUGCCCCACAGUUUGGAAUGGGAGCAUCCGGAGCUGGAGCCCAGGCUGCAUCCCAAGGAAUGGGAAUGGGUGGAGGCUUCCCUGGUAUGGGAAUGGUCAUGAGUGGUUCAUCCGCCAACGCCGCUUCCCAAUCGAUGGGUCACGGAGCAUUCCCUGGAGGCAUGGGAAUGAGCGGUUCAUCGGCCAACGCAGGUUCACAGAGCGUUAGCCAGGGUGGAUUCCCCGGAAUGGGAAUGAGUGCUUCCGGUGCCAACGCUGCAGCACAAAGCAUGGGACAAGGCAGUCCUUUUGGAGGAUUUGGAGGAUCAAUGGCCAACGCAGGAGCCGGUGCCCAGGGCAUGGGAAAUCCUGGGGGUCCAGCAUUCGGUGGAUAGACUUACUCUUCUUAUGAAAUGUGUUAUUAAUAUUUAUUUUAAUUAUUUACUGUGCAACAAAGGUAGAAAAGAAGAAAAAUCUUCAGGACUGAUUAUGUUAACAGCACUGUAACAACUGUUGAUAGCUCU
Ochlerotatus camptorhynchus is the source of this 602-nucleotide messenger RNA. RefSeq names its product spidroin-1-like. The transcript has a single exon. The record is from RefSeq and is a predicted model, not a curated record. NCBI's taxonomy places the organism in Eukaryota, Metazoa, Arthropoda, Insecta, Diptera, Culicidae. The coding region runs from base 45 to 473 and encodes 142 amino acids.